UGAUAGAAUGCGAAGCUUUCUCUGCACAACUAGAACAAUAUAAAGCAACUAUAAGUCUUCAAUAUAUACCUUCUGGCACAACGGCGGCCUUUAACAUUUGAGCCUUACUUUCGCCGUCUUACUUGCCCUGCCUGUGCCUACUGCUGUGACGUCGCAGUCAGGAUUUACAGACAUCCUUACUUUCUGACUGCGGACAUGGAGCAAGCUGAUUCGUUCGCUCGCCUAGACGCCGUGGUCAACGACAUGAAAUGCCCGCUAUACCGUGGAACGUUAUCACAAGAUCGGAUGGCGGCCAUGGACGCACACGCGCGCGCCUGCCCGACAUCUGUAACCCGCACCAUAGCCGACCUCGCGACCUACCUGGCCUCAGCGGCAAGGAGCCCCGAGGAGAAGGUCCGCGCCAUCUGCUUCUGGCUGCACCUCAACGUGCGGUACGACACAGAAGCCUACUUCGGCGGAACCGUCCGAAGCAUGACUGCCGAUGAUGUGCUGCGAGACAGGUGUACGGUUUGCCAUGGCUUCUCGCGGCUCAUGGCAGCGCUGUGCAAGGCUUGUAACGUGGAGUGCGAAGUUAUCUCCGGUUACGCGAAGGGUAUGGGCUUCACCCGGAGUCUUUCCGGUACGACGGUCACAGCCUCCUCAGGCAUGAAGUAUGAAGCCAACCACAACUGGAAUGCGGUCAAGUUGUACGUCCCCUCGAGGCGCAAGGAGCGCUGGCAUCUUGUGGAUCCAACCUGGUGCGCCGGCCACACCAACGGUACGACGUAUAUCCAGGAAUGGGGCCGGCAGUACUACAUGGCAGAUCCGCUAGCCUUUGUGCAAUCACACUUUCCGGAGAACCCUGCUUGGACGCUGCUACCAGAGGACUACCGACUCAGCUGGCAGACAUUUACGAGGGUUGUUAAGCUUCGUUUUCCGGUUUGCUGGGAGCUGGGUGUGCUGCCCAUUUCGCACAAGCAGCUGGUAAUUCAAGACACGUCUACGUCGGACGAAGGGCUUCGGAUUGUGUUUAAAGUGAAGAAGGGAACUCACAUGUUGGCCUCAUUCACCAACAGCAACCAGAAAUUCUACCCAGCAACCCUAUCAAGUACUAACGGCCACGGCAACUCCAACUUGUAUGCCUUUACGAUCAAGAACGUCUCCCGUGGAGGCGCGGGUGCAGUUUUGAACAUCUUCGCCUCCCACCAGCCGUACGGCACGUUUUCCCACGUUACGGAGUACGUUAUCGCUUGACAGGGCUAGCUAUGGAAGUAUGACGGUGACGUCGCUGAUACGGAUUGGCACACAGAUAUGAGCAGCGGUGAUUCAUUUCUCGCGAGCAGCGUGCUGCGCAUAGUUCGAGCGGGAUGUGUACGGUGCUGAUCCGCUGCUGCAUGCCGCUGUGGAACUGGGUGGCAGAGGUGAAGUGUGUCGGACUAACGUUCGUGCAUGUGGGUAGCGCUCCUUCUUUGCCUCCUGAGCCAUCCAAAAGGGUGCACCCAUACAACCGCCUACUUGCAUCACGCCUUGGGCCGGCUAACGUGGUUACUUAAGAGCAGCCGGCGUUCCUGUCUGACAGGUUAGUUGGCGCAAAACAUUUGUUGUUGCGUACGUCACAGCAUUUCAUAACUCACCAAAGGCAAGCCGGCAUGGUGGCCUCAUCAAUGAUUUUUGCCUAGGCGUUUCAUACCUUCGACCGAAAUGCGCUCUAUUUUAUGUAUGCGAGCUAUGAGAGAGGUGCAAGUCUGUUGAAAGUGCUUACUGACACGUCCUCAACACCGGUAUCCACAUCGGAAGUAAAUGCGGCUGUUCAUGCAUGGCAACAGGUGUGUAUGGAGGCGUGUGUCCGGCAAGGGUGUCCUUAAGCACCCUCGCUGUACUUGUUUAUUUGCCUCGCCAGCCCUCUUGUGUAGCUUACAGCACUGUCAGGCGGGUAUAAAAUCUGAUCCCUCGAAUUCCUUCCUCACCUCUGUGGUCCAGUUUGCUAAUGGUACGGUGUUGGUAGGUAGUGGUGUACGGCAGGUCUGGAUGAUUGACCGUUAUUGCAGUGAUCCCAAACCGGAAGGCAUGGGCCUGAUGUGUGAGGGACAUAAUCCUCCAGUGAAUGAAGUCGUUGCGCUUAAAUCUCGACAGACUGAAAUUUUGCUUCUUGGGGACUUGGGGUUUCACUGGGUUAGUGUCAGUAGUGACAUUUGGGGUUUGUCAGUGGCUUGUAC
Molecule: messenger RNA, 2195 nt
Organism: Astrephomene gubernaculifera
Lineage: Eukaryota; Viridiplantae; Chlorophyta; Chlorophyceae; Chlamydomonadales; Astrephomenaceae
Source: the annotation of a GenBank genome assembly